GCUGCGACGCUAGCUUCUUCGGCAAAAAUGUCCAUGUGAGGACCCGUAGCUGAAACUUCGUGAGCUGAAGGCAGCUGGAGUUACUUUUUUCUUAUUAAAUAUUAUAUUUUUUGGUUUCUUUUACGGUCUGUGAACAGCAGGCAUGGCAGCCAUGGUGAUGUGCGGAGACUGGCUCGUGACAGUCAGCGGCAAAACACUGACAGCAGUUCACACGCGCGAGAGUCGGGAGGCCUUCGUGUUGGACUGCAGUGCAGUGGAGCAGACGGAAAAACAGACGACCACACCAGCAACACACAGCAAGGAUGAUAAGGAUGAUAAGGAUGCGGAUGACGGUGGCGGUGCGGCUGGUGACGGCAUACUAGCGGUGGCUGCGUCUGCGUCUGGUCGGCUGGUGGCCGUCACUGACGAUCGCAAACGCCUGAUUCUCCUCUCAACACAACCAGCGUGGAGCGUACUCAGCUGCAGGUGUGUGGUCCGCAGGUGUACGGCGUUGGCGUUCUCGCGUGACGAGGAGUGUGUGUGGGCGGCAGACAAGUCUGGAGAUGUCUACAGUUUCCCGUCCUCACACACACACACUCACACACACACACACACACCAGGCACGCUGCAGCUGGGACACCUCUCCAUGCUCCUCGCACUGGUUGUGUCACCAGAUGAUCGGUUCGUCAUCACAGCUGACAGAGACGAGAAGAUCCGAGUCUCCCUGAAAGCAGCGACACACAACAUCCAGGCCUACUGCCUAGGACACACACAGUUUGUCAGUUGUCUGUUUCUUCCUCCCUGCUGCCCUGAUCGCCUGCUGUCUGGAUCCGGAGACGGCCUUGUCAUGCUAUGGGAGUACUCAACUGGCCGUCGGCUGCAGAGUCUGGACAUGAGAGAAAUACACCAACAACCAGAAGACGAGAGGUUGUGUGUGAGACGCAUCAGCAGUUCCACAGAUGGGAAACACCUCGCAGUGCUGUGUGACGGGUUGCCACGGCUACAGCUGUUCGCGAUGACAUCAGACAAGGCCACGCCCACCCAGAGUCUCCCUCUGCCCUCGACGCCACGGGAUACGACCUUUGACCUGCAGGGACGACUCUGGAUCCUAUUGGACGACACACACACACCGGCCGUGCUCUACACACACACGGGAGACUCCUGGGAGCAGUGUGAUGCAGGACAGCCGGACCUGAAGAGAGUGACGGACGUUCUCACCAAACACAACCUGCCGCUCCCAGGUGUGUGUGUGUCUCAGCUGUACAAAGUGGCGUUUGACAACACCGCCACCUACAGGCAGCGCAAGGAAGAGCGUCUUCAGAAGACGGAGCUCAACACCAACACCAACACCAAGGCCAAGGCCAAGGCCAGCCCGCAACGCAACGGGGCCAAGCGGCCGCGACACACACACCAGACGCCGCCUAGCAACGCCUAAAUACCUAGCAACGCCUAAAUACCUAGCAACCCUGGCCCCUAGCAACCCCGAGUACUAUGGGAUGCCAAGGACAACAAGAUUAUUAUUUUUUUUAAUCUUUUUUUUAAUCAAUAUUAUUUUUUUGAACAAACUCUUGGCUGAAAUGACUAAUGAAAUAAAGGACUGUAAUUAC
This is a messenger RNA of Engraulis encrasicolus (European anchovy), 1586 nucleotides long. RefSeq names its product WD repeat domain 4 (gene wdr4). Bases 143 to 1414 code for a protein of 423 amino acids. Gene Ontology annotation, cellular component: tRNA methyltransferase complex; nucleus; cytosol. The record is from RefSeq and is a predicted model, not a curated record. Gene Ontology annotation, molecular function: protein binding. The transcript is spliced from 11 exons. Lineage: Eukaryota; Metazoa; Chordata; Actinopteri; Clupeiformes; Engraulidae. Gene Ontology annotation, biological process: RNA (guanine-N7)-methylation; tRNA modification.